Durio zibethinus is the source of this 1255-nucleotide messenger RNA. NCBI's taxonomy places the organism in Eukaryota, Viridiplantae, Streptophyta, Magnoliopsida, Malvales, Malvaceae. The record is from RefSeq and is a predicted model, not a curated record.
UCUUAACGAAAUAUUCCGAACGUCACAGAGACAAAAGCAAACUGAAACUGAGAGAUGGGGAUUUCACAAUCAGCAUCAAAGCGGGUGGCUACCACGUUAACCAACUCGUCUGAGUUCAACUCAGCAUGCGACUCAGCCUACACCCACUGCCUCUCCCUAACGGAGCAAGCUUUCCCUGGAGUCCUUCCUUACCAGCUCUUUACAGCCGCCACCCACCUCCACCAAACCCUCACUUCCCUCCAUCCCCACCCUCUCAUCCUCCGCUGGGUCCCUGAUCCUCCCACUCGCUCCCAAGUCGACUCAGCCUUACGAGUCAUAACUAGCCAUCAACGUAAUCCCCGGAACGAUGAAGAACAGCUGGUCCUCGGCGCGACCCAGUUCAGGGAAUGGGCAGUGGUGUUAUUCGCCGAUGCCGUGGUGGGAAACGCCGGCAAGGCAGUUUUGAAACGAGUGCCGGUUGGGGUUCUGGGUAUUGUGGGGAUUGGAGCGGCGGCGAGGUCUGGAAAGGAGGUUGUUGGGGCCGCAAUUGGGGUGUACGCCCUUGGUGUCGCUACUUCAAUUUACCUUAGCUUGUCUGGACGACCUUUAUGGAAAACUAAAUACUUCUUGCCUGCCAAUCUCUGCCUUGGUGUCACUAGCCAUUACCUUAUGAUGCCUGCCUGUUGCCUUCCAGUAUCCUUCCUUGGUGACUCUGUUGAUCAGUUUACCAUUGUGGUACUUGUAAUUCAAUGUGUAGAUGAAAUACCAAACCUUACAGCCUGGCUGCAGCACUGAAAGCCCUGGGAAACAUGUUUACACACACUCUCACAAACACAUGGGAAUAUACUGUGUCAAUUAACAGACAAGUUUAAUCACGAUCCAAGUACUUACCAGAUAUCCGAUGAGUUCUUCAUCUGAUGGUCAGAAUCCAUAUCCCCUUAUAUUGCUCAUUUCAUCAAAAUCUAUAUCAACUAGAAAGAAGUGAAGAGUAUUGAAUUCAGUUUGAUAGGGAGCAACAAGAUCAUAUUUAUCACACGGUGAAGGUGAGAUUGCUUCCUUGCUACUUGGCUGUGUAAAAUUCUUUGGUGAAUCCCACUUACCGCGUCUGUUUGUUUCAAUUUUCACCCUUCAAAGAUUAAUGAAAGCUUAGUCGGUUUUUUAAGCCUUUUCCCGGCAAUUUCUUGUCCAUGCGUUCAGAUUCUGCCUAACCAUAUUCAAGCAGGGUGAUAAAGGAAAAUGCGUGUUUUUUUUUUUCUCUCCCUUUCAAGACGUUUAA